Molecule: messenger RNA, 5130 nt
Organism: Musa acuminata AAA Group (dessert banana)
Lineage: Eukaryota; Viridiplantae; Streptophyta; Magnoliopsida; Zingiberales; Musaceae
Product: putative pentatricopeptide repeat-containing protein At5g08490
Exons: 1
Coding region: 195-3017 (940 amino acids)
Biological process (GO): RNA modification
Cellular component (GO): mitochondrion
Molecular function (GO): protein binding; RNA binding
Source: RefSeq, a predicted model, not a curated record
GAUAUGGCUAACGUAACCAAGUGAUAUAUGUUGCAUGGCUCGAUAUGGGUCCGUAAAUUGCUAUUGUAUUUUGUGCAUGACAUUUAGAUAGAUAAUAAGCCUUCUCGGAUAGCCAACGUGGAGUCAUAUCCACCCUUGUUAAACGCAUCAGGAUGCGUCUGUAGGCGAAGAAGAAGUUGCCAUGCUAUGCUUUGAUGGUCCCGAUUUGGACUCGCAAGGUAGCCAUCCGACCGAGUUCCAAGCCCGUCGUCACCUUCUUCUCCUCGGAUCCCAACCCUUCGGCUCGCCCUCUUCCAACAUCCAUUGUCGUCAGAUCCCUCUCCGCUGAACCACUUGCCUCCUCUCAUGGCUUCGGAAUGCCCCGUGAACGAUCGCCCGUCAAGACCGCCCGCUACCUGCUCGAGGAAAUGCCCGUACCCGACUUCCGAACAUGCAACCAGAGGAUCAGGGCCCAUACGUCGGGCCGCGAUUACCAGGCAUCGCUCUCCGUGUUCGUGCGAAUGCUUGGCGCCCGGCUCAGGCCCGAUGGCUUUGCGCUCGCCGCCGUCGUCAAGUCCGCGGCGGCGCUUCGUGUCGCUGGACACGCACGGGCCGUCCAUGGGUUUGCUGUGAAGGCGGGAUUCGCGGGGAUCGUGGCGGUCCAGAAGGCGAUGAUCGACAUGUAUGCCGGAUUUGGAGCGCUGCGUGAUGCUUGCCAGGUUUUCGAGGAGGUGGGUCAGCGAGAUUCGGUCACUUGGAACGUGCUGUUGACGGGAUAUGCUCGUGCGGGGCUUUCCGAGGACGCGAUGCGUUUGUUCCACUCCAUGCAUGGGUGUGGUGUCGAGGGUGUCAAGCCUACUGCGGUGACUAUUGCUGUGAUCCUUCCGGUUAUCGCCAAGCUAAACGUUCUGAAGACAGGGCAAGGUGUCCAUGCUUACGUGAUCAAGAUUGGAUUAGACACUGAUACUUUGGUGGGAAAUGCACUUGUGUCGAUGUACGCAAAAUGCGGUAGCAUCAUCGAUGAUGCUCACAAAGUGUUCUCGCUCAUAUCUUCGAAGGACACGGUAUCAUGGAAUUCCUUGAUUGGAGGGUACUCUCAGUGUGGGUUAUUUGCUGAGGCAUUCCGACUGUUCUCUCGGAUGGUGUCGAUGAAUUUCUUGCCGAAUGAUACAACACUUGUGACUGUUCUUCCUAUCUGUGCAUUCACGGAAGGUGGCUGGCAUCGUGGAAAUGAAUUCCACUGUUACAUUCUGCGGCAUGGUUUAGAUGUGCAACUUUCUAUUUGUAAUUCACUUCUGACGCAUUAUUCAAAGGUUGGAGACAUGAAGAGAGCUGAAUAUAUCUUCGGUAGAUUGGAUUCAUGGGACCUCGUGACAUGGAACACCAUGAUUGCUGGAUAUGCCAUCAACGGGUGGACCUCAAAGGCAUUAGAUUUACUUCAGCAGUUGCUGAUCGGUAGCACAAAACCUGACUCAGUUACUUUCCUAAGCAUUCUUCCUGUAUGUGCUCAACUGUAUGAUGUAGAAGGGGGAAGGAAGAUCCAUGGUUAUGUUAUUCGGCAGAAUCUACUGUGCCAGGAAACAUCUUUAGGGAAUGCUAUCGUUGAUUUCUAUGGAAGGUGCGGUGACAUAGUGGAUGCACUACAAACUUUUAGGGGUAUUAAUAAGAAAGAUAUAAUAUCAUGGAACACAAUGCUUUCAGCUUGUAUCAAUAAUGAACAGUUGGAGAAGUUUGCUGACCUCCUGACUCAAAUGAUUUGCGAAGGGAUACAACCUGACUCUAUAACAAUUUUGAGUGUUCUUCGGGCAAGCACUACAUAUGGCAUAAGAAAGGUCAGAGAAGCUCAUGCUUAUUCCUUUCGUGCUGGUUUCGUGAGUCAUAUUACUGUUGGAAAUGCGAUACUUGAUGCAUAUGCAAAGUGUGGGAGCACUGAGGGUGCACAUAGAACCUUCUUGAACUUGACAGGAAGGAAUGUCAUCACAGGCAAUACAAUGAUCUCAGGCUAUCUGAAGCAUGGUCGUUCAGAGGAUGCAGAGAUGGUCUUUGGUCAGAUGUGUGAAAAGGAUCUCACAACUUGGAAUCUCAUGGUGCAAGCUUAUGCUCAGAACGAUUGCAGUGAUCUUGCAUUUACUCUGUUUCAUCAGUUGCAGAGUGAGGGCAUGAGACCUGACGCUCUGAGCAUCAUGAGCAUUCUUCCAGCUUGUGCACGUCUGGCUUCUCCUUGUCUGGUAAGGCAGUGUCAUGGCUAUGUGAUCCGUACUUCUCUAUACGACAUUCACCUCGAAGGUGCUCUCUUAGAUUCAUACUCGAAAUGUGGAAGCUUAGAUGAUGCAUACAAACUCUUUCAGGCAAGCCCCAAGAAGGACUUGGUAACCUUUACUGCUAUGCUUGGUGGCUAUGCAAUGCAUGGAUUGGCAGAAGAGGCAAUCAGAGUCUUCUCUGAUAUGCUUGAAGCCCAUGUAAAACCAGAUCAUGUUAUCAUGACUGCUGUUCUGUCAGCUUGCAGUCAUGCAGGGUUAAUUGAUGUUGGGUGGAGGCUUUUCAAGUCCACAAUUGAGAUUCAUGGUAUUAGACCUACAAUGGAGCACUAUGCCUGUAUGGUGGAUCUUCUUGCUCGAAGAGGACAACUGAUAGAAGCUUAUGAGUUUAUAUUGGACAUGCCCUGUGAGGCUAAUGCCAAUGUGUGGGGUACGCUGCUGGGAGCAUGUAAAAUCCACAAGGAGGUGGAAAUUGGGCGGAUGGUGGCAGAUCAGUUAUUUGAUGCUGAGGCUGAAAACAUUGGAAACUAUGUGGUGAUGUCAAAUAUAUAUGCUGCAGAUGGGAGGUGGGAAGGUGUUGAGCAGGUCAGGAGACUGAUGAAGACCAGAGACCUCAAGAAGCCAGCAGGAUGCAGCUGGCUUGAGGUUUCAAUGAAGAGGCAUAUAUUUGUGGCUGGUGAUCUAUCUCAUCCACAAAGAACCUUAAUUUACAGUACACUGAGGACUUUGGAUCAGCUGAUGAAAGAGCCAAUGGAAAGGAUUUGCAUUCGAGCAAACUGACAAUGAAGAGAUAUGGACUUGUGGCUGGUGAUCUAUCUCAUCGAAAAAGAACCUUCAUUUACAAUACACGGAGGACUUUGGAUCAGCUGAUGAAAGAGCCAAUGGAAAGGAUUUGCAUUUGAACAAACUGACAGAUUUCCCUGCUCUUGAUCAUCUAAUAUCUUCGCUAUAUCUCCCACAAUUUAUAUAUUACUCAGGCCUCCAGAGCAACAUACACAAGAACAAAGUAAACAUAUAGUAGUCGGUGAUGCCGCAACUACACGGAUGUUGCCUGAAAAAAGCGUUAGCUGAUUAUAAAUGAAAUCAGUUAUAAUGAUAAUCUGAGAACUUUUAGUUGAAGUUUUCUCCUUGGUGGAAACAAAAUGUUGAUCAUAAAGCUGGCAUUCUAUUGGAUUAGCUGCUUCUAGUUCUAAUAACAAGUGCUGUUUAAUAUCUGUGGCAGCAGAGAAAAGAGUUUUUGAUUAAGAUCAACUCAGUGUCAUUUGAGAUUCCUCAAGAACAGUAGUGCAAGAUCUUGGUGCAUCAAACAUUCAAUGUUUGGUGGUAUCAGUGUAGGAGUAAUCUAAAAUUUGAUGUAGUGGAGGAAAAGAAUAUUUACUGAAUUGGGUUUGUGAUUAUGGUGAGUCAGACAGAAAUAAUGAUGUGUUGGAACCUGUAAGAUCUUACAACACAAGGUUAUUUUAUCAGAUAAACAUUCAGGUGGCAGUAAAAAUCUUCAGGUUGCAAAGAAGCACCCUUAUAGACACAGAAUUAAGGAGUUAAAAUUGACAGUCCAAUGCAAGCAGACAAGCCUAGAAGAAUCAGAACUUUUAUGGAAUUUAAUUAGGAGAACAUUCACAAGAACUCAGAAGAACAGUUGUCUGUAAUUGAUUCAUCCACUCACACCAACAAGCAAACUCACUACUGAGAGCACAAGGAGAGGUGGGAUAUAUUAUGAUAGGCACUAAAUUGUUGUUACAGCAUGAGAGCCUCCUUAUCAUGCUUGAAUGAUUAUCAUCAGGCCACUGCCAACCCAGCAAGGCAUGGUCUCCUCUCCGAACCACUGUUCUCAGCCAUCAUUUCUAUUGCGAUCUUCCUUUUGGUGCCUGUUUUGGGUGAUAACGCUGUCGGUCGAACAUAAUCCCUCAGUCUCAGCACAUCAUUUGUUUGAAGAGGUUUAAGAAGAUAAUCCUCAGCGCCAAUAGCUCGACACCUACAAUGAAACAAAUGGGCGAUCAAUUGGUGUUGCUGGCAUUAGUCGAGGAAGAAACAUCAAAAUCUUCAGUUUAGCUUAAAGCAAGGACCAGAAGGACAAUUCAACAGGAAAAGCAGUUUCCAGAAGUCAUGGAGAUGGUGGAUAGGAAAAGCAUAUGAUAAGUUGUUGACUAUGUUGUUUGAUGCCAGUUCAGAUGGGUGGAUAGGAAAAGCAUAUGAUAUGUCGAUGGACAAUGAUAAAAGGUAAAAUGAUAAGUUUACUCUGAUAAUUUUCUAGCUAAAAACUUUUUGACUGCAGUGAUUUCUUUUGCAUAUCAACCACACAAUUGGAUCUACAUAUCCACAAUCAUUUCAUAGCUUGCUUUAAGUUUGGGGAACAUCAAUGUCAUUGAAGAAAAGGAACUAUUCAACAAAAGUUAACCAAUAUCUAGUUGGCAAAUCAUAAAAGCAAAACUUGAAUCAAGUUUUUCUGUCCAUCCAGUGUACCUCUCAAUCCACAACUCUAUCCUACUUUAGAAGGAAAAAUCAUUCUAUCCUAGAUUAUAUAUAUAUCCUGAUAGAUAACACAUGGCAUGCCUAGAAAGUCAAUUGGUUUCCUUAGGACCAAGAAAGGCUUCAAAGUGACCAAUGUAAUAGAAACUUGCUUGUCUGUGAUUAUAAUGGUUCAUUAAAUUAUGGGGAUCUAAGAUCAAUGCGUACAUAGAAAGCUAGUUUCUACUUUCUCAUUCUUGGAUUAACUUGACUUGCUUUGUAGUUGUUAUAGUGACAGAAAGAAGAAGAAUUAGGCCAAAUCUUUUCAGAUAACAGAUAUUUGAUAAUGAGCUGUGGUUAGGUAUCUGUAUAAAAUGUUUGCUUGGCUACCGAGUUUUGUAUCUAGAUUUGUUCAUAUUUGUGCUAAAAACAGAUUGUUUGAUAUGAU